AUGUUCUCAAAUCUUACUUCCCCAGCUGGUCUUAAGGCCCUUGAUGAAUUCUUAGCUGACAAGUCCUACAUUGAAGGAUUCGAAGCCAGUCAAGCUGAUGUUUCUGUUUUCGAAGCUGUCGGUUCUGCUCCAGAUGCCGCCAAGUACCCAAAUGCUGCCAGAUGGUACGCUCACAUCGCCUCCUUCGGUGAUGCUGCCAAGAGCUUCCCAGGUCAAAAGAAGCCAGCUUCUGCCUACGGUCCAGCUGCUCCAGCUGCUGCUGCCGAUGAUGACGAUGAUGAUGAUGACGAUGAUCUUUUCGGUUCCGACAGUGAAACCGAUGAAGAAGCUGAAAAGCUUAAGGCUCAACGUCUUGCUGAAUACCGUGCCAAGAAGGCCGCUAAGCCACAAGAAGCUGCUAAGUCUUUAGUUAUUCUUGAUGUCAAGCCAUGGGAUGAUGAAACUCCAAUGCCAGAACUCGAAAAGGGUGUCCGUGAAAUUGCCAUGGACGGUCUCCUCUGGGGUUCUUCCAAGCUCGUCGAUAUCGGUUACGGUAUCAAGAAGCUCCAAAUUACUUGUGUUAUUGAAGAUGAUAAGGUUGGUACUGAUGAUCUUAUUGAU
Messenger RNA from Mizuhopecten yessoensis (Yesso scallop), 600 nucleotides. Its product is annotated as elongation factor 1-beta-like. The record is from RefSeq and is a predicted model, not a curated record. Lineage: Eukaryota; Metazoa; Mollusca; Bivalvia; Pectinida; Pectinidae. Gene Ontology annotation, molecular function: guanyl-nucleotide exchange factor activity; translation elongation factor activity. The transcript has a single exon. Gene Ontology annotation, cellular component: cytosol. The annotation marks the transcript as partial. Gene Ontology annotation, biological process: translational elongation.